UAUUGAAUGUACAAGCUAAUGUAGUUUGUUUUGAUUAAAAAUCGUUUGAUUUUAUUUUUAUUCUAUGGUUAAAUGUGCCUUUAAAAUAUUGCGAAUAUAAAUUUCAACAAAAACAGUAUAAAAAAUGAAUGAGUCAGUGAAUUUACUUGAGUUUUCAACAACUGAACCGGUUAUGGCAAAGACAAAUGUUGACGGGAACAAAAAAACAAUUGGAAAUGUGUUGCGGUCCAUAGAUGACUCGAUCGAUGUUAAUUCCGGCAAUGAACUAUUGACAAAUGUAAAGAAAAACGAUUCAUAUCGAGUUAUUCCAUUUUUCUAUCAUAAAUUACCGAAGAGUACGGAUAUUUUGGCGCAAAAAUUACGUGAAGAGGCUCGCACAUUAUUCUUACAAAAACGCAGCAAAGAACUGCUCGACAAUAAUGAAUUGAAAACAUUAUGGAACAUUUUGCAAAAGAAUUACACACAACCAAACAUAAACAAUGAACAAUUCAUUAGUUACGAUGAUUAUUUACGUGUGGUUAAAAUUGCCGGUGAAAAAUUUAAAAUUUAUUUGACAUCAUCGUUGUUUCUGCGUUUACAAUCCAUUAGCGGUUAUCCGGGUCAUGUUAAUAUUAUGUCACUUUUCAAUUAUACAAUGCGAAAAGUUUGGCUGCAACAGACGCGUAUCGGUUUAUCAUUAUACGAUUAUACUGGACAGGGAUUUUUAAGAGAAUCGGAUCUGGAAUCGUAUAUUUUGGAAUUGAUUCCAACUUUGCCGCAACUAGAAGGUUUAGAAAAAUCAUUUCAUAGUUUUUACGUGUGUACAGCUGUUCGAAAGUUUUUCUUCUUCCUGGAUUCACUGCGAACAGGCCGGAUUCGUAUUCGUGAUGUGUUGGCAUGCAGUUUUCUUGAAGAUUUGCUCGAGUUGCGCGAUGAAGAAACACCAAAAGAUGCUCAAGAAACGAAUUGGUUUUCAGCACCGUCUGCGCUCAGUAUUUACGGUCAUUACUUGAAUUUGGAUAAAGAUCACAAUGGUAUGCUAAGCAAACAAGAGCUCGGCGGCUAUGGAUCGGGCACACUGACAACAGUAUUCUUAGAUCGUUUAUUUGCUGAAUGUAUUACAUACGAUGGCGAAAUGGACUAUAAAACCUAUUUGGAUUUUGUGCUAGCGUUGGAAAAUCGACAAGAGCCACAGAGCUUGCAAUAUUUAUUUCGAAUUCUUGAUUUCGAUCAUCAGGGAUACUUGACAUCAUUUACGUUGAACUACUUUUUUAAAGGUAUACAGGAGCAAAUUGAAGCGCUUCGUGCUGAACCGGUCAAUUUUGACGAUGUAAAAGAUGAAAUAUUCGAUAUGAUUAAGCCGAAAGAUCCAACAAAAAUCACAUUAAAAGAUAUUAUUGAUAGUGGUCAAGGCGAAACAAUGGUGUCCAUUCUUAUCGAAUUCCAUAAAUUCUGGGCAUAUGAGAAUCGCGAAGCAAUGGUUGUUGAUUCAAACAUUGAAGAACACCAAUCGAUACUUUGAAGUGUAAACGUGAUUUUGUCACGAUUUUUGUUCGCGACUUUUCACACAUUAUAAAUUAAGUUGUCAAUUGUGUUGAUUAAGAAAAAGAAAACAAAGCACAAAAAACACCGCAAAA
Contarinia nasturtii (swede midge) is the source of this 1616-nucleotide messenger RNA. RefSeq names its product serine/threonine-protein phosphatase 2A regulatory subunit B'' subunit gamma-like. NCBI's taxonomy places the organism in Eukaryota, Metazoa, Arthropoda, Insecta, Diptera, Cecidomyiidae. Gene Ontology annotation, cellular component: centrosome; spindle. Bases 125 to 1501 code for a protein of 458 amino acids. The transcript is spliced from 6 exons. Gene Ontology annotation, biological process: positive regulation of B cell differentiation; B cell homeostasis; T cell homeostasis. The record is from RefSeq and is a predicted model, not a curated record.